GCCUAGUGACGUCUGAGAAUGUAGGGCGUUGAAAUAGAAUGAGAAACAAAAACAAGGAGCAGUUCAGAGUGUCCAGUUAUCCCGUAGCCUUUUGCUUUGUAUAUGAGUGUAGGAUGAGGAUUUGAAACAGGGUUAAUUUAAAACCUGCACUCUGAUGUAUCGUCAAUUCUACAGUCACUGACCGUCCAGACCUGUGUUCUGACUGCAAAUCUCGGAUUUAGACUCAUUAUGUCCUGGAAGUGAAAGCUCAGAUAGCUGCAUUCUGUUUGUCAUCCGGAGGAUAUCAGGCUAAAAUAUGAAGGAUUUGGCAGCUAUGGAUCAUACAAGCAACAAGGCUUUUAAACUACUGAAGCAACUGAAUUUACAACUAGAACAGGAGUCUAAAUAUCAGCCCAGGGAGAAGGGCUUGAUCCUCAUCGAGUCCACAGCAGAGAAUGAUAGCACAAUCUGUCCGAGGUCAAGAAAUGCAAAAGUUGAAGAUUUAUGGAGUCUGACUAACUUUUUUGGACUGAGUAUGGAAACAUUUGUGUUGGCUGUUAACAUCUUGGACAGAUUCUUGGCAAUCAUGAAGGUGAAACCAAAGCAUUUGUCUUGCAUCGGAGUCUGCUGCUUUCAGCUGGCGGCCAGAGUUGUGGAGGAAGACUGCAAUGUUCCAUCUGUCCACGAUGUGAUCCGUAUCAGCCAAUGUAAAUGCACUGUGUCAGACAUGAAACGCAUGGAAAAGAUCAUUUCAGAGAAAUUGCACUUUGAAUUCAAAGCUACAACUGCCUUAACGUUUUUGCACUUGUAUCACACAAUAGUCCUCUGCCAUUCCUGUGAGAGGAAAGAAGUAUUAAACCUGGACAAACUGGAAGCUCAGCUGAAAGCUUGCAAUUGUCGCCUCAUUUUUUCAAAAGCAAAACCCUCAGUGUUAGCCUUGUGCCUUCUUACUCUUGAAGUGGAAACCUUAAAGUCUUUAGAACUGUUUGAAAUUGCUCUUCGUGUACAAAAGCAUUCCAAGGUCAACGAUGAGGAUAUGCUGUACUGGAGAGAGCUAGUCUCAAAAUGUCUGGCAGAUUACUCUUCUCCUGAGUGCUGCAAGCCAGAUCAUAGAAAACUGGUAUGGACCGUGUCCCGACGUACUGCUCAAAACCUGCACAAUAGUUACUACAGUGUCCCAGAGUUGCCAACAAUUCCAGAGUGUGGCUGUAUAAAUGAAAGUGAAAGUGAGGACUCGUGUGAAGAGAUGAGCAGUGGUGAAGACAGUCUUAGCAGCUCUCCCCCAAGUGACCUAGAAGCAUCUUUCUUUUUUGAUAAUUGCAAACCAAGGCUAAAAAGACUGACACAUCAUAUGCUUUGUAGCAAAGGACAAUCUGUAGUUUUAUAAGCUAAUUCAAGUAUGACGUGGGUGAUUGAAGAACAAUGGAAGAUAUCCACAAACUAAUACUGUUAUCUGAAGCAUUAAACUGCUAAAUGUUUUAUUUUCAAAGAUAAUUUUUUGAUUUCUAAGUAAAGUAUUUGUUUUUUGCCAUGCUAUGUCCUUGAUGCACCUGUUAAUUUCGCCACCAACGCCUUACAAUCUUUUUAAAAUUUUUCACGGAAACUGAUCAAUUAGAAUAUAUUUUCUGAAAUGCAGUUCAGCUGCCUGAAAUUUUGCAAAUUGCCUCUUUUAUUUUUGCAGUACUUAUGUUAAAUUUAUGUGUUAACUCUUGCAUUCCUGAUCAAGCUAAUGCAUUGUAAAAUGUGUUUACAGCGUUUUUGAAAACUCUCAUAGCUUUUUAUUUUAUUUGUGUCCUUAAGGAGUUUAAAUGCCAAAUGCACCCGAUAAUAAAUGUUUAAAUUACAAUAACCGGUGCAAUCUAGUGCUCAUAAACUAGUUAAGUUGUCAUAUCAAAGAAUGCCAUGUUAAUUCUUUGGCUUUAUGAAUACCAUUCCAAAAGAAAUAAAAACAGAUGCACAGUGAUCAUUUUACUUAAGGUUAGUUGCACUCAAGGCAUAUUCUCUAUGAAGAAAGAGAAACAUUUGAAACCACCACUGCUGCCUCCUAUUAGAGUGGUUUAGUCUAAAAAUCACUUGCAUUGUCAGUCAGUGGGGGUCAGCUUGGGUGAUUUUACUUUUUUCUCUAAGCAUUGUGAUCGAGCCUUAUGUACUGUUUAUUUACAAUCUACUUAAAUCCAAUUUAGUUUGAGUUGCCAAAUAUUUGCGUUGUUUUAUUCCACUGCUUUUGAGAUUUUGACUGAAACAAAGUGUUGACAGGUUUAAGUUGGCAGUGUAAAUGUGAAACGUUUUUGCGAUUGUUAGGUUGUGAAAUAAUUAUUUUUGUAAAUGUUGGUACUAAAUGUGAACAACAUAAACGGCUAGAUGUGACCAUGACUGUUCAUGUAAAGGCGGGUGACCUGGUACAGUUCUAAAUGGUGCUGUAGAGUAUUAAUGUGUGUACCAUUUUUAUUUUGUAUCAAAAUCAAAAAUGUACAGAAAAAAAUGUAAAUGAAAAAAUGUACAGAAAAAAAUGUAAAAACCUAAAAUGCACAUGAAAAAUUUUAUUUUUUCACAUGUAUGUAGUUUUUGUUUAAGGGCAUGUAGAUAUUAAUUUAUUUCUAUGUCUUAUAUUGUAUAUCGGAGACUGUCCUGUGUUCUUGCUACAGCAGUUGUACCAAAUAAAUUAUUUUACUUAUA
Messenger RNA from Xenopus laevis (African clawed frog), 2655 nucleotides. RefSeq names its product cyclin G2 L homeolog (gene ccng2.L). Lineage: Eukaryota; Metazoa; Chordata; Amphibia; Anura; Pipidae. The record is from RefSeq and is marked provisional.